GGUUGACCAAAAGACUUUCAACAUGCGUUUUCUAUUAAUUUCGGCCUGCUUGGUGGCCAUCUGUGCCGCGGGCACAUUGCCCAAGCAACAGCCAAAUCCGCUCGAGCAGCGUCUGCUGCAGUUCGCCAAUGAGAAUGGCGAGAUUGAGCUUUUUGCGGAACCCGAGCAGGGUAUUGAGGUUGAACCACGUUUUGUGGUCUCCUGGCAGGUGCGUCGCAUGAUCCGCAAACUGCAGAAGCAAAUGCCCUGCGGCUGGCCCGACCUCGGCAUACCUCCAUUGGCGCCGAUUCGCGUUAACGAGGCUGACCUGAAUCUAAAACGCGGCAUCUUCGAGACCAUUACUCAUUUGUUCCGUCUUAAGAUCGCCGGUCUGGAUGAAUUCAAGAUCAAAAAAUUCAAACUGAAUAUCAUCACAUCGAAGAUCACCUUCGAUUUCCUGUUCAGUAACAUUGAUACGACCGUCCAGAAGUACGAUACCGACACUUUGAUCGAUGCAAUGCGUCAGUUGGGCUUGUCCGUGGAGUAUGAGGGCGACGGCUCGGUGCUCUUCGAUCUGAUUAAUUUGCGUGUCAGCGGAACAUUGAAAUACAAGCUGCCAGUUCUGUGGGGAUCUGCUAAGAUUCUAUCCCUGAAGACCAACAUCGAGCUGGAAGCUGUGGAUUCGGACAUAAGCGGCUUCAUGGGCAAUGGCAAGAUCAAUCGUGCCGUCAAUCGCCAGAUUGAGAAUCUGCUGGUCAAGGGCAUCAGUGAGAAUCAGCAGGCCAUUUCCGAUACCAUUGAGGAUACGCUGGUGCCACGCGUCAACAAAGUACUGAAGGGCAAGGAUUUCUGGACCCUGGUCGAUUUGAUUCUCUCCAGCAGCGAAAACGAGAAUGAGGAUGAUCCAAUUGUUGUCGAUUGUGUGCCACCAGCAGAUCCCUGGGCUUUUCUUAAUCUUCUUGUGGACACCUGUCAGCUCCUAACAUUUUCGGUUAGUUUCCUAAAAGUUCUCAACAUGCGCUGUUCGUAUUUUGUACUUGCUGCUGUUCUCUGCUGCUCCUUGUGCGCCGGUCGUACGCUCUUCGAUGAUGACCUACGUGAGUUUACGGAGUUUCUGCGUCUUCAGAUGCAUUGUGGCUAUCCAGAGCGUGGUAUACCCAUCCUGGCGCCCGCUCAGUUGGCCUAUAAGGAGCUAGAUAUCCAUACGGAUAGCUUUAGUUGCAAAGGCAACUUUACCGAUCUCUCUGUGGUGGGUCUGGAUGGUUUCGAGUUCUUUCAACUACAAUGGAAUAAUAUUUUUCACACCAUCAAAUUCGACGUGAGCUUUCCGAGCAUACAGCUGAAGAGUGCCGCCUACAAGUUGGAUCUUUUGGGUCGCAUCUUUGGCGCCAACACCUCCUUGGGAUGCAAUGGUCGCUUUGAUCUGGAGCUAAUCAAUCUGCGCGCCAAUGGCAGCUUUGUGCUACGUCCCUCGGGUCUGACGAAUGGUGUGCACAUCACCAGCUGGAAUGUCGGCUGGCAGCUGGGCAAAGCCGUUUCCCAAACCACGGGCAUUGGGAGCACUCAAAUUGUUACCAAGAUUUUAAAUGCCAUCAUCCAAGAUUUUCUCGAGCUGCUCAUCAAUGAUAACCCACAAGAGGUGUCCCAGUUUAUGGAGCAAUUGAUUACACCGCCCAUGAAUACGGUGCUUGAGAAUGUGGCCUGGUACGAGAUAACAGCCAUUAUAUUGGGCCUGGUCAAGGGCGUAUUACCCCUUGAGCCUAUUUGCUGAUAUCGGCAAGUUUCUCUCUUGUUUCGACUUAUUUUUGUUUAAUAAAGUGCUGAAGAACUGAAGCUUA
This is a messenger RNA of Drosophila virilis, 1817 nucleotides long. RefSeq lists its product as uncharacterized. Lineage: Eukaryota; Metazoa; Arthropoda; Insecta; Diptera; Drosophilidae. The record is from RefSeq and is a predicted model, not a curated record.